Messenger RNA from Labrus bergylta (ballan wrasse), 893 nucleotides. RefSeq names its product proteasome 20S subunit alpha 5 (gene psma5). Gene Ontology annotation, cellular component: proteasome core complex, alpha-subunit complex; proteasome core complex; nucleus. NCBI's taxonomy places the organism in Eukaryota, Metazoa, Chordata, Actinopteri, Labriformes, Labridae. Gene Ontology annotation, biological process: proteasome-mediated ubiquitin-dependent protein catabolic process. The record is from RefSeq and is a predicted model, not a curated record.
GUUUUGUUGACACCCGACGCGUCUAGGUGUUGCACUCUAAACGCUUCCCCCGAAACAAGCGAACUCAUUCAAGGGUCUUUGGCUAGAGGUCCUGUGUUGAAAGUUUAAGAUGUUUUUGACAAGAUCCGAAUAUGACAGAGGUGUGAACACAUUCUCCCCCGAGGGACGAUUGUUCCAGGUUGAAUAUGCCAUCGAGGCCAUAAAGUUGGGCUCCACAGCCAUUGGUAUCCAGACGUCAGAGGGAGUGUGUCUGGCUGUGGAAAAGAGAAUCACCUCUCCACUUAUGGAGCCCAACAGCAUUGAAAAGAUCGUUGAGAUCGACACUCACAUCGGUUGCGCCAUGAGUGGCUUGAUAGCCGAUGCCAAGACUCUUAUUGACAAAGCAAGAGUGGAAACACAGAACCAUUGGUUCACUUACAAUGAGACAAUGACAGUGGAGAGCGUGACUCAGGCUGUGUCCAACCUGGCACUGCAGUUUGGAGAAGAGGACGCUGAUCCUGGUGCCAUGAGUCGACCUUUUGGCGUGGCACUUCUGUUUGGAGGAGUCGAUGAAAAGGGACCUCAGUUGUACCACAUGGACCCAUCAGGAACCUUUGUGCAGUGUGACGCUCGGGCCAUCGGCUCUGCGUCUGAGGGAGCACAGAGCUCUCUGCAGGAGGUCUACCACAAGUCCAUGACAUUAAAAGACGCCAUCAAGUCAUCUCUCACCAUUCUGAAGCAGGUGAUGGAGGAAAAGCUGAACGCUACCAACAUUGAGCUGGCGACAGUAGAGCCCAAUAAGACCUUCCACAUGUAUUCCAAAGAAGAGCUUGAGGAUGUAAUCAAGGACAUCUAGAGCGGAAACGAUUCAAAAAGUCUGGAGUUCGAGUUCUGGGCAGGAGCGGACAAGGAUC